Molecule: messenger RNA, 1142 nt
Organism: Mandrillus leucophaeus (drill)
Lineage: Eukaryota; Metazoa; Chordata; Mammalia; Primates; Cercopithecidae
Gene: NDUFB11
Product: NADH dehydrogenase (ubiquinone) 1 beta subcomplex, 11, 17.3kDa
Exons: 3
Coding region: 352-1041 (229 amino acids)
Source: RefSeq, a predicted model, not a curated record
GCUCUGGCCGGCCCCGGCGAUUGGUCACCGCCCGCCAGGGGACAGCCCUGGCCUCCUCUGAUUGGCAAGCGCUGGCCACCUCCCCACACCUCCCCACACCCGUGCGAACGCUCCCCUAGUAGAGAAAAGAAGUAGCUAUUGGCCAAUCCGGCAGGGCCCGCUUUUUAGAAGCUUGAUUUCCUUUGAAGAUGAAAGACUAGCGGAAGCUCCACCUCUUUCCCCAAAGGGCGAGGGAACUCUGGGCGAUUGGCUGGGAACUAUAUCCACCCAGUGUCACCGAUUUCUUCCUAUCCAGGAAAUGAGCAGAUCCAUCAAUAAGAAAUUUCUCAGCCUGGCCGAAAGGGGGAGAGAAUGGUUGGCCCCACGAAGCCACGACAACUGGAGGCAAAGAGGGUUGCUCAACGCCCCGCCUCACUGGAAAACAAAAUCAGAUCUGGGACCUAUAUAGCGUGGCGGAGGCGGAGCGAUAAUUGUCGCGCUCUCACCCACUGCAGCUGCGCACAGUCGCAUUUCCGUCCCCGCCCCUCAGACCCUGCAGCACCAUCUGUCAUGGCGGCUGGGCUGUUUGGUUUGAGCGCUCGCCGUCUUUUGGCGGCAGCGGCAACGCGAGGGCUCCCGGCCGCCCGCGUCCGCUGGGAAUCUAGCUUCUCCAGGACUGUGGUCGCCCCGUCCGCUGUGGCGAGAAAGCGGGCCCCGGAACCGACCACACAGUGGCAAGAGGACCCAGAACCCGAAGACGAAAACUUGUAUGAGACGAACCCAGACUCCCAUGGUUAUGACAAGGACCCCGUUUUAGACGUCUGGAACAUGCGAGUUGUCUUCUUCUUUGGCGUCUCCGUCGUCCUGGUCCUUGGCAGCACCUAUGUGGCCUAUCUGCCUGACUACAGGUGCAUGGGGUGUCCAAGAGCGUGGGAUGGGAUGAAAGAGUGGUCCCGCCGCGAAGCUGAGAGACUUGUGAAAUACCGAGAGGCCAAUGGCCUUCCCCUCAUGGAAUCCAACUACUUCGACCCCAGCAAGAUCCAGCUGCCAGAGGAUGAGUGACCAGUUGCUGAGUGGGGCUCAAGAAGUACCACCUUCCCCACCUCCUGCCUGCCAUUCUGACCUCUUCUCAGAGCACCUAAUUAAAGGGGCUGAAAGUCCGA